AUGAAUAAGGCGCCGACAAGAGACAGAUUAUCGAUCCGAGGAUCGUCCAAGACGGUGGCGGAGUUCUUUGAGUACUCCAUCAACACAAUUCUGUACCAGCGGGGCAUCUACCCGGCGGACGACUUCCAGCAGGUCAAAAAGUACGGUAUCAAUGUGCUGGUGACGGUGGACUCAGAGGUCAAGGCAUACAUUCGCAAGAUCAUGGGCCAAUUACACAAAUGGCUGGUGGGUGGCAAGAUCCAGAAACUGAUUGUGGCCAUCACAUCCAAAGAGUCUGGAGAAGUGGUGGAACGAUGGCAAUUUGACAUUCACAUUUCGGGCAAGGACACAGACACGGCUUCAAAAGAAACCGACACAAAGACCAACGGCGACAAAAAGUCAGACGACCAGAUCCAGCAGGAGAUCCAGGCAAUCAUGCGCCAGAUCACCGCCUCCGUGUCGUUUCUGCCUGUCUUGGAAGAUGAAUGCACCUUCAACGUGCUGGUGUAUGCCGAACAGGACGCCCCUGUGCCCCCCGAGUGGGCCGACAGUGCCAACAGAGAGAUUAAGAACCCGGAACAGGUUCAGCUCCGAAGCUUCUCCACUAAUGAGCACAAGAUUGAUACUCUUGUUGCCUAUAAGCUGGACAGAUGA
Messenger RNA from Yarrowia lipolytica CLIB122, 633 nucleotides. RefSeq lists its product as uncharacterized. The record is from RefSeq and is a predicted model, not a curated record. Gene Ontology annotation, cellular component: nucleoplasm; kinetochore; cytoplasm. Lineage: Eukaryota; Fungi; Ascomycota; Dipodascomycetes; Dipodascales. Gene Ontology annotation, biological process: mitotic spindle assembly checkpoint signaling.